CUUUAUCCGUUCAUUCCUUACUAUUGUUAGAUAAUAUUCGCUCACAGAAGUGCUCGCUAGCAUGUGGUGUUUUUAGUGAAAACAUUAAAAUGAGUGAAAAAAAUGUGGUUACAUUUGAAGAAGCGUUGGAUAGAACAGGUUUCGGUCUGUACAACUACAUACUCGUCACCGGGAUAGGUCUGAUCACCAUCGCGUUUGUGACGGUCUCCUAUUGCACCACCAUCAUCAUACCAGCCAGUGCUUGUGAGUUGGAGACAACAGUCACUCAGAGGGGCUUGCUCGCUGCUGGGCCUGUCGUUGGUUUAAUCAUCGGUGGAUCGCUAUGGGGAGUACUAGCAGAUCUCUUUGGCAGGCGCCUCAUGUUGUUCAUAUCUCUGCUAGCAGCAGCGACAAUCAACGCUCUCUCCAGCAUCUCUGUAAACUGGAUUAUGUUACUUGGCCUGCAGUUUAUUGCUGCUUUGUUAGCUUCAGGCCAAUAUUCGCAAGCAAUGACAAUGUUAAGUGAGAGUGUCCCUCUGGCGAAAAGAAAUAUCGUGGUACUUAUCGUCUCAAGUUUUGCCCUUUUAGGACAAGGGGUGAUGACAGUACUCGCAAUCCCAAUAAUUCCGCUAAAAUUUUCAAUCUAUCUUCCGAGCCUAAACAUUUAUUGGAAUUCCUGGAGAACUCUCAUGAUUGUAUACUCCAUACCAAGCCUUAUUUCUGCUGCCGUCAUAUACGCACUAGAGGAAAGCCCCAAGUUCGCAUACGCAAGAGGAAAUGAAGCAGAAUCAUUGGCAAUUUUAAGGAAAAUUCAUAGAGUAAACAAUAGAGGAACCGAUAAAGAAUUGCAGGUUGAAGGAAUAAUAAAAGAAAAUGUGGAAAAGCAAGCAACCAAUUUCAAAGAGCAGAUACUGCCGCUUUUCAGAAAACCCCUUCUGAAGAACACUGUGAUUAUGACACUUCUCUUCGUAUUUCAACAAGUAGGAUCAUUUUUGAUCUGGCUGCCAACCAUCGCUAAUCAGUUUGUUCAAAUAGUAGAAACAGGAGAAGGAACCAACCAAACGUUAUGUGGUGUUCUCUAUAAGAGUCUCAAUGCAGAAGCAGACCCAAAUGUGGACCCCUGUUCUCUCAACGUCACAGCAAUGUUGAUAGUCUUAGCUAUGGGGGCAAUACAAUCGGUAUGCAAUCUACUCAUCAGCCUUGUAAUAAAUCGCGUUGGUCGCCGUAACAUGGUCAUUAUUGUUGCAUCUGUAUGUGGCACUUGCGGAAUUCUAGUGAAUGUGGUGCCCAAUGUGAUAGGGAGUGCGAUACUGUUUCUCGUUUAUCUUAUUGGAAUCGUAGUCACUGGACUGUAUGCUGCGAUGGGGGUCGCAUUAUUCCCUACUUAUUUGAGGGUAUUUGCAGUAGCUCUCACAAUGACAGGCGGACGGAUAGGAACCUUCGCUUCGGUGCAGAUAUUAAACUAUUUACUCGUCAACAACUGCGAGGUCGGAUUUUACACAUUUGCAGCAAUGUUUACAUCGUCUGCAGUCCUGGCCGCUUUCCUGGUAGAUGAUCGUCGCGUAUUCAAAAACCUACAAAAGCCAUCAAAAGGACCUCAUGAUCUCUAAUGAUAUUUUAUAAAUUAAAGCAUUCUAUUUUACGUCUUAGUACUUAAAUAAUUUAAAAUUAUGCCAAUAAAUAGAUUGUAAUUUCUUUAA
Messenger RNA from Colias croceus (clouded yellow), 1679 nucleotides. Its product is annotated as synaptic vesicle 2-related protein-like. Gene Ontology annotation, biological process: transmembrane transport. The coding region runs from base 90 to 1589 and encodes 499 amino acids. Lineage: Eukaryota; Metazoa; Arthropoda; Insecta; Lepidoptera; Pieridae. Gene Ontology annotation, molecular function: transmembrane transporter activity. The record is from RefSeq and is a predicted model, not a curated record. The transcript has 11 exons.